AUGAGCCAGCCCAGGCCCCGCUACGUGGUGGACAGGGCCGCGUACUCUCUCACCCUCUUGGAUGAGGAGUUUGAGAAGAAGGAUCGGACGUUCCCAGUGGGAGAGAAGCUCCGCCAUGCCUUCAGGUGCUCCCCAGCUAAGAUCAAAACUGUGGUGUUCGGGCUGCUGCCUGUGCUCUCCUGGCUCCCCAAGUAUAAGAUCAAAGAGUACCUUCUCCCUGACCUGCUCGGCGGACUGAGUGGGGGAUGCAUCCAGGUGCCACAAGGCAUGGCAUUUGCCCUGCUGGCCAACCUCCCCGCGGUCAACGGCCUCUACUCCUCUUUCUUCCCCCUCCUGACCUACUUCUUCCUCGGGGGUGUGCACCAGAUGGUGCCAGGUACCUUUGCCGUUAUCAGCAUCCUGGUGGGUAACAUCUGUCUGCAGUUGGCCCCAGAGUCGAAAUUCCGGGUCUUCAACAAUGCCACCAAUGAGAGCUACGUGGACACUGCAGCCAUGGAGACAGAGAGGCUGCAUGUGUCGGCGACACUCGCCUGCCUGACUGCCAUCAUCCAGAUGGGCCUGGGCUUCAUGCAGUUCGGCUUCGUGGCCAUCUACCUCUCUGAGUCCUUUGUCCGGGGCUUUAUGACGGCUGCCGGCCUGCAGAUUCUGAUCUCGGUGCUCAAGUACAUCUUCGGGCUGACCAUCCCCUCCUACUCGGGCCCGGGGUCCAUCGUCCUCACGUUCAUUGACAUCUGCAAAAACCUUCCCCACACCAACAUCGCCUCGCUCGUCUUCGCCCUCAUCAGCGGCAUCUUCCUGGUGCUGGUGAAGGAGCUCAACGCUCGCUACAUGCACAAGAUCCGCAUCCCCAUCCCCACAGAGGUGGUAGUGGUUGUGGUGGCGACAGCUAUCUCCGGGAGCUGUAAGAUGCCCCAGAAGUAUCACAUGCAGAUCGUGGGACAGAUCCAACGUGGGUUUCCCACUCCGGUGUCGCCUGUAGUUUCACAGUGGAAGGACAUGAUUGGCACAGCCUUCUCCCUGGCCAUCGUGGGCUACGUCAUCAACCUGGCUAUGGGGCGGACCCUGGCUGGCAAGCACGGCUAUGAUGUGGAUUCCAACCAGGAGAUGAUCGCCCUUGGCUGCAGCAACUUCUUCGGCUCCUUCUUUAAAAUCCACGUCAUCUGCUGUGCGCUCUCUGUCACUCUGGCUGUGGACGCAGCUGGAGGGAGAUCCCAGGUGGCAAGCUUGUGCGUGUCUAUGGUGGUGAUGAUUACCAUGCUGGUCCUGGGGUCCUAUCUAUACCCUCUCCCCAAGGCUGUGCUGGGAGCCCUGAUAGCUGUCAACCUCAAGAAUUCCCUCAAGCAGCUCACCGACCCCUACUACCUGUGGAAGAAGAGCAAGCUGGACUGUUGUGUCUGGGUGGUGAGCUUCCUCUCCUCCUUCUUCCUGAGCCUGCCCUACGGCGUGGCCGUGGGUGUCGCCUUCUCCAUCCUGGUUGUGGUCUUCCAGACCCAGUUCCGAAACGGCUAUGCUCUGGCCCAGGUCUUGGACACUGACAUCUAUGUGAACCCCAAGGCGUACAGCAGGGUCCAGGAAAUUGAGGGGAUUAAGAUCGUCACUUACUGCUCCCCUCUCUACUUCGCCAACUCAGAGAUCUUCAGACAAAAGGUCAUUGCCAAGACUGGUAUGGACCCCCAGAAGGUAUUACUUGCCAAGCAAAAAUACCUCCGGAGGCAGGAGAAGAGGACAGUACCGACACAGCAGAGGAAAUCUCGCUUCAUGAAAACCAAGACGGUCUCCCUGCAGGAGCUGCAGCAGGACUUUGAGAGCAGCACCCCAACGGAUCCCAACAACAACCAGACGCUGGCCAACGGCGCUGGCGUAUCCUACAUCACCUUCAGCCCCAACACUGCCUCAGCCACGCCGAGUGAACCAGCAGCCUCUGCAGAGCCCCUCAGCGAGCCCAGCAACACCCUGGCCAGAGUCCCACCCUUUGUCACCUUCCACACCCUCAUCCUGGACAUGAGCGGUGUCAGCUUUGUGGAUCUGAUGGGCAUCAAAGCCCUGGCCAAGCUGAGCUCCACCUACGGGAAGAUCGGAGUCCAGGUCUUCUUGGUGAACAUCCACGCCCAGGUGUACAAUGACAUCAGCCACGGAGGCGUCUUCGAUGGGGGGUGUGUACAGCGCGACCACGUCUUCCCCAGCGUGCACGACGCGGUCCUCUUCGCCCAGGGACAUGCGGGAGGAGCAGUCCCGGCACACGGCGCCCCGGGGGCCCCUGGGGACACCGAGCUCUCCCUGGAUGACUCGGACGACGGCCCCGGCUACUGGGACCUAGAGCAGGAGAUGUUCGGGAGCAUGUUUCACACAGAGAACCUGACCGCCCUAUGAGGCCUGGCUGGUCCCAGUGCUGCCCGAAGAGCACCUCGCACCGGGAACGUCCGCGGAAGAAAUGCCAGGGUGUUAGGGAGUGCUGGGGGAGGAGAGUUGUCCCCCAGGACCUGGCUCCUCUCUCCCCUCCUCCCUCAACAGGAAGACAGGAAGAGCUCGCUCCUGCGGGGUGAGAGUCCGGUGAACUCACCUCCUCACGCCUCCCCUAACCCUCAGCAAUGUGCCAUCCUCUGGCUCCCUCCAUGUCACCCACCCAUGCCCCGCCCGUGGCAGCUGAUGCAUGUUUUGACUUCCAGACUUUGAAAGUGAGCCAAUGGCAGGAGGACAAGGACCACUGCACUGGCGUACAAGCUUCGCAAGGGUCCUGGGGCCUGCAUGGCUUGGUGGCAGAGGAUGUCCUGCUGUGACAGGACAUAGGGAUAAACUCGGUUAGAGACCACAGCUUGUCCCCUCCAUCUGCCAACUCUAGCCUGGCAGCCAGGGACCACGUGAUUCCACAACCUAGGAGUUUCCAUCUCGGUGCCCGGGUCCCUUCCUCCUCUGAAGGCUGCCAAGAUGGCCACUGCCGUCCAGCACUCCAAACUCCAGCCUGGGCACCAGAGCGACCUCCUCGCGGUGGCCCACUGAGGGACUCCCUUGGCCUCCUGAAGCACCACUCACUUCCCCCAAGAGGCUGCUCCCUUCUGCUUGAGGCUGAGUAGGAACCCAAGAAAGGAGGCAGGCAGCUGGCAGACUCUGACAACCUGGCAACAGACACUAGUGAUUCUGCACAAAAGCUUUUGGGAAACCCUCUUUGUACCAGAGAUUUGGAAGGAGAGGGGGUGCCAGUGCCAACCCAGGCCAAACUGGACGGACUUGGGCUUAACGGUUCUCCUGACCUCAAGGCCCAUUGGGAAAAUACCUCCCCUCAGGAUGUCUGCCUGGUUCUUCCUUGCUUGGCAAAGAGCCAGUCGUUUUAACUCUCUUUUAUCAACCUGGAUACUGGAGUUACAAUGGGGUCCUUCUGCCAGGUGAGAGAGGGGUCUCACAGGGUCAGCUGCCCCCCUCAGAGGUGGAAGUGGGCAGGUCCAGAUGGGUCUUUCUCCACAGGGUGUCCUUAACAACCCCAGGACCUGAGGCCAUCUUCCUCUAGGAAAGGUGAAAGUAGGGGUUCAAUUCUCCCCAUAUAUGGGGAGGUACAUCUAGAGGAAUCCCUUUAGAGAUAGAUAGAGGAACCCUACUGUUGACUUGAAAAUAAAUAGGUUCCAUGUGCAAGUGUUUUGCACAGAAAACCUCCUGGCUUCUCCUCACUGUUUCUCCCAAGUUCCCUGUCCCAACAGGUUGGGCUGGCCCAGCCUGGGCAAACGUCCCAGUCCCUAACUUCAGCCUGACCUGCAUUGUAUGUCUGUGUGUUGAGCGAGCUGAUCGGCCAGCAAGUCUUCGGAGAGUUAAAGGAGAGGGUGCUGGCACAGCUCCUGCACAUUCUUGGCCCAGAGGCACUGCUUCUCAGUGAAUUCAUUAUGCCAUCUGGCUGCCAAUGGAACUCAAAACUUGGACGAUGGAAGACGAUGUUAUCUGGGAUUCACCGUGCCCAGCACUCGAAGUGCCAAAUUCCAGGAGGACAAGAACCUUAGCCAAUGACAACCCACCCUCCCCUACUCCACCUCCUUCAAGAUCCAGUUCGGGCCUGGGAGGUGGAGGAAGGUCAGAGCCUCAGGACCACCCAGGGCAGAGCACCCCUUUGAACCAAGCAUCUAGAUCCCAUGGGGACUGGGUGAAGUGAACAUUAACACCAGGCCAGCCCCAGAACUGAAGGGAUCACUGACUCACAGUGGCCCAGAGCCGAGGCUCCAGAAACAAUCUGUGACGUGUCAGGGCAAUGAUCAUUCCCAGUACUCCCACACAAGGGAAGACAUUGAAGCAACUUCACUGUCGAGAUAUUUUGCAAAGAACGCAAAUGUCACACAAACCACUUUUCCAGACGUGACGGAAGUAGGGAGGGAGGGGGCAAGGUGGCAAAAUAAUCCAGAAUUUCAAUACUUUUGAAUGUUCUUACUGAUACUGACCUAUGAUGAUAGGAUUCCCAGGGUGGCCUGGGAACCUUGUCUCUUGAGAUAUUUGUAUAAUUUAUUUAAUUUAAAUGUCUUUCUCUUUUCAUUC
Fukomys damarensis (Damara mole-rat) is the source of this 4509-nucleotide messenger RNA. RefSeq names its product solute carrier family 26 member 9 (gene Slc26a9). The transcript has 20 exons. The record is from RefSeq and is a predicted model, not a curated record. Gene Ontology annotation, biological process: transmembrane transport. Gene Ontology annotation, cellular component: membrane. Bases 1 to 2370 code for a protein of 789 amino acids. Gene Ontology annotation, molecular function: sulfate transmembrane transporter activity; bicarbonate transmembrane transporter activity; oxalate transmembrane transporter activity. NCBI's taxonomy places the organism in Eukaryota, Metazoa, Chordata, Mammalia, Rodentia, Bathyergidae.